CUACCGAAAAAAAAAUCCCCUCACUAGUGUUUGGAGGAUUAGGAAAAAGGAAAAUCCUCUCAUUCGUGUCCUCCACAACUAUCCAUUUCUCUCUCAUCUAGGGUUUUCUUUUUCCUUCCCCUUUUUUCACAAAUCUCCCCUUACUUCGUAAAUCAAUCCACAAUGAUGCAACCACCACCCGCCGGAGUUAUCCCGCCGCCGAUGCCACCACAAGCCGAUCCUAACCAACAACCACCACCGGCUCAAUAUGGCCAGCCACCUCCACAACAGCCAUGGAUGAUGGCUCCACCGCCUCAACAAUAUCCACCUCAGAUGUGGCCCCCGCAACCCCAACAACAACCGGGUAUUCCUCCUCAAGUUUCGCCUCAGCCGUAUCCCAUGGCGGUGGCUCCGACUUCGGUUCCUGUAUCAAAUCCUGAUGAGAUUAGAUCGCUUUGGAUCGGGGAUUUGCAGUAUUGGAUGGAUGAGAAUUAUAUUAUUAAUUGUUUUGCUGCUUCUGGGGAGGUUUUAAGUGCCAAGGUUAUCCGAAAUAAGCAAACCAACCUUUCUGAAGGUUAUGGGUUUAUAGAAUUUGCUAACCGAGCUGCAGCUGAAAGGACUCUUGCUACGUACAAUGGUACUCUGAUGCCACAAACUGAGCAGGCCUUCAGACUGAAUUGGGCUACACUUGGUGCUGGUCAGAGACGACAAGAUGACACCCCCGACUUCACAGUUUUUGUUGGAGAUCUAGCAGCAGAUGUUACUGAUGUUAUGCUUCAAGAAGCAUUCCGUACUCACUAUCCUUCUGUUAAGAGUGCAAAGGUUAUCACUGAUCAUAUUACAGGACGCUCCAAAGGGUAUGGGUUUGUGAAGUUCGCGGAUGAGAGUGAACAACAACGUGCAAUGACAGAAAUGAAUGGAGCUGUCUUGUCAACCAGGCCAAUGAGGAUUGGCCCAGCUGCCAAUAAAAAAUCUGCUGAUGUUCAGCAGAAAGUUUCUUAUCAGAAUGCACAGGGAAAUCCAGGCGAAAAUGAUCCAAAUAACACAACUAUAUUUGUUGGUGGUUUGGAUCCCAAUGUUUCAGACGAUCAGUUAAGACUACUUUUUAGUUCAUAUGGUGAGUUGGUUCAUGUGAAAAUACCAGUUGGCAAGGGUUGUGGUUUUGUGCAGUUCGCAAACAGAGCUGCUGCUGAGCAAGCACUGUCAGCAUUGAAUGGGGCCCAGAUAGGUUCGCAAAAUGUAAGACUUUCUUGGGGUCGUAGUCCAUCAUCUAAACAGACACAGCCUAGUCAAGCUCAGUGGAAUGGAGGCUAUUACGGAUAUCCCCAGGGAUAUGAUGCCUAUGGGUAUGCAGCCGCCCCUCAGGACCCUAACAUGUAUUAUGCAAAUUAUGCUGCUGGAUACGGAAAUUAUCAGCAAACACAGCAGUAAUUUCUUGAUGCGAGCUGUGCGGUUGAGUGAGAUGGUGGAUGGACGUGCUAUUUGAGAGUUGGUAUAUGAAUUUUCCUAUGGUCAUAUAUGUAUUUUAGCCUUUCUUCCCCUUCCUCCUCCGCCCUCUCAGAAUUUCUUCUGUUUUUUUCUCUUCUCGGUUCCUUUGUAACAAAAACUUGUCGUAUGUUGGUGGGAUAUAAACAUCACUUUAGUGUUUUUCUGGAUGUAUGGCUGUUAGUUGUCAUCCCCAAAUCUUGUAGACUUUGAUAACUGCUGUCUGGUGACCUAUGUUCCUGGAUUGUUAUUGUGUGCAAAAUAAUGUCUUUUAAGUUAGAUGUUUAGUAUAUGAUCUACCCAUUAUUUUGGGGUGGUUGUGUGGA
This is a messenger RNA of Amaranthus tricolor (Joseph's coat), 1790 nucleotides long. Its product is annotated as polyadenylate-binding protein RBP45. Gene Ontology annotation, cellular component: cytosol. The coding region runs from base 163 to 1410 and encodes 415 amino acids. NCBI's taxonomy places the organism in Eukaryota, Viridiplantae, Streptophyta, Magnoliopsida, Caryophyllales, Amaranthaceae. The transcript is spliced from 7 exons. Gene Ontology annotation, molecular function: mRNA binding. The record is from RefSeq and is a predicted model, not a curated record.